AUGGCCAAAGUUUCAUCUAAGAAGACUUCGGUCAAGAAGACUGAGCCCGUCACGAACACCAAGUCGUUCCCUCCCCAGCUGAUCGCCUCAGUUGCCGCUUUUUUGUCUGAAAACUUCCCCGAGACCAGCGCCGCGUUCACCAAGGAAGCCAAACCUACCAAGAGCGAUGCAAAGAACGCGCCCUCUCUGCAGGGCCUUUUCCCGGCCGCGGAGAAGGACUCUAGCGUGAAGAAGGCUGCUAGCUCCUCCUCCAGCUCCUCCAGCUCCAGCAGCAGCUCCGACAGCGACAGCGACAGCGACAGCGACAGCGACAGCGACAGCGAUUCCGAUGUCGAGAUGGGCGAUGCUGCUAGCUCAUCCUCAUCCUCGUCUUCUUCCAGCUCCGACAGUGAUGCCGACGACGAAGAUGAUGACAAGUCCCCUGCGGCCCCUGCACCCGUCAAGAAAACCACUGGUGUCAAGCGCAAGGCUGAGUCCAGCAGCGAAUCCAGCAGCUCAUCUUCCGACUCGUCCUCUGAAUCGGAAGACGACAGCCCCAAGGCUAAGAAGGCCAAGGUCACCAAGGAGACCACCAAGGAGACCACCAAGGAGACCAUCAAAAAGCCCACCAAGGAGGAUUCUUCCUCUUCGUCCUCGUCCGACUCUUCGUCGUCUUCCGAGUCUUCUAGCUCCGACUCUGGAUCUUCCUCCGACUCCUCGUCUGACUCUUCUUCUGACUCUUCCUCCGACUCCUCAUCCGACUCCUCUGAUUCAUCCUCCGAGUCCGAGUCCGAGAAGACUGCCAAGAAGACCCUGAAGACGGCCAAGAAGACCCCUCUUCCCCAGUCUGACUCGAGUGACUCCGAGUCUACAUCAACCAGCAACACUCUCGCUGCCUCCCCAGACAUCAAGCCCGUCACCAAGGUCGUAAAGGUUGAGGAGACCACUUCCUCCAGCGCCAGCCCUGCCCCUGGCAACCCUGCCGCAAAGAAGAAGCACACCGGAGCUCGUCCUACCCCUCUGGCUUUGCUCAGCGAAUUGCCCCACGACCACCCCUCUAACGACUAUAUGUCUUACGCCUACGCUGACCGCGCCUGGAAGGACCUGUCCGUGACUCGCGGCAAGGGCUUCACCAAGGAGAAGAACAAGAAGAAGCGCGGUUCUUACCGCGGCGGUCCCAUUGAUAUCGGUCCCGCCAAGACCUCGUUCAAGUUCGAGGACUAA
Messenger RNA from Penicillium brevicompactum, 1203 nucleotides. RefSeq names its product nucleolar and coiled-body phosphoprotein 1 family protein. The transcript has 2 exons. NCBI's taxonomy places the organism in Eukaryota, Fungi, Ascomycota, Eurotiomycetes, Eurotiales, Aspergillaceae. The record is from RefSeq and is a predicted model, not a curated record. The coding region runs from base 1 to 1203 and encodes 400 amino acids.